AUGGCCAACGACACCUCGGACGUCCUCGGCAACGGGACCCGACUCGACGUCGUUCCGGACACCGGCCAGAGGAACGACACCGCUUCGGGCGCCUCUCAGGGCGACCUCGAGCACGGGGUCCUGCUGGUCGCGAAGGCCUUCGUCAUGGGCUUCAUCAUCCUCAGCGCCCUCUUCGGCAAUCUCCUCGUGAUCGUCUCGGUGAUGCGCCACCGGAAGCUACGCGUCAUCACCAAUUACUUCGUCGUCUCGCUCGCCCUGGCCGACAUGCUCGUCGCCAUCUUCGCGAUGACGUUCAACGCCUCGGUGGAGCUCUCCGGCAGGUGGCUCUUCGGCUACUUCAUGUGCGACGUGUGGAACUCCCUCGACGUCUUCUUCAGCACCGUGUCGAUCCUGCACCUCUGUUGCAUCAGCGUCGACCGGUACUACGCCAUCGUCCAGCCUCUGGAUUAUCCGCUGAUCAUGACGAACCUCAGGCUCGGCACCAUGCUGAGCGUCGUAUGGUGCUCGCCCACCGUCAUGAGCUUCCUCCCCAUAUUCGCGGGGUGGUACACCACCCCCGAGCACCUCGAGUUCAGGAAGAGGUAUCCCGACGUCUGCAUGUUUCACGUGAACAAGCUGUACGCCGUCGUCAGCUCCAGCAUCAGCUUCUGGGUGCCCGGCAUCAUCAUGAUCGCCAUGUACUACAAGAUCUACAGGGAAGCGGAUCGCCAGGAGAGGAUGCUGUAUCGGAGCAAGGUCGCGGCUGCACUGCUCAAUAAGCAUCUUCAGAUAAACGGGAUCUCGGCCGGGCUGACGUCUCUCCCCUCGGUGGGGCAACCUUCCCCGGAGCCGAUCCCGGAUGACCCCCCGAUCGCGAGCAGCAGCAAAAUGAAAAGGGAACGGAAGGCCGCCAGAACACUCGGGAUCAUCAUGUCGGCCUUCCUGGCCUGUUGGCUGCCGUUCUUCCUCUGGUACGUCAUCACGGCCCUCUGCGACACCUGUCAGAGCGGUAACAUCGUGGUGGCGGCGGUCUUCUGGGUGGGAUACUUCAACAGUGCCCUGAAUCCCCUCAUCUACGCUUAUUUCAACCGGGAGUUUCGGGCGGCCUUUGGGAAGACUCUGGAGAGCUGCUGCAGGGCCAUCGGCCCCGUCCGGGACCUUCGGCAGCGCCACAGGAAGCAGGACCUCGUCCACAGCAACGCGUCCUCCGAGCUCCACGUGAACAAUCAGCUGAGGGCCAGCGAAAUGACGAACGUACAUAUCGAAGCGUGCAUUUAG
Molecule: messenger RNA, 1257 nt
Organism: Orussus abietinus
Lineage: Eukaryota; Metazoa; Arthropoda; Insecta; Hymenoptera; Orussidae
Product: octopamine receptor beta-1R
Exons: 3
Coding region: 1-1257 (418 amino acids)
Biological process (GO): adenylate cyclase-activating adrenergic receptor signaling pathway
Cellular component (GO): membrane
Molecular function (GO): octopamine receptor activity
Source: RefSeq, a predicted model, not a curated record